This is a messenger RNA of Penicillium coprophilum, 1206 nucleotides long. Its product is annotated as metallophosphoesterase family protein. Bases 1 to 1206 code for a protein of 401 amino acids. Lineage: Eukaryota; Fungi; Ascomycota; Eurotiomycetes; Eurotiales; Aspergillaceae. Gene Ontology annotation, molecular function: hydrolase activity, acting on ester bonds. Gene Ontology annotation, cellular component: cytoplasm. The record is from RefSeq and is a predicted model, not a curated record. The transcript is spliced from 4 exons.
AUGUCAAUUCGCAGGCGGACAUACCAACGUCGCGCCAAAGACCAAACGUUGCGAUUUACAGAAAAUGGCACAUUCCAAAUAACGGUCUUCAAUGACUUGCAUUUCGCCGAAGAUGAGAAAGCCGACAACAACACCAUAGAGGUGAUGAACUCCGUUCUAUCUUCAGAGAAUGUGCAACUCGUGGUACUCAAUGGAGAUUUGAUCUCUGGCGAGGCAACUCAAAGCGCGAACUCUAGCCUCUACGUUGAUCGGAUUGUGGCACCACUAGUUGACCGUGGUUUACCAUGGGCAUCGACUUAUGGGAAUCAUGACAGCGAGAUUAAUCUAGACCCCGAAGAGACGUUUCAACAAGAGACAAAAUAUGAUAACAGCUUAACCCAGCGAAGGGUUCUGAAUUCCACUGCCGGCAUCACGAACUAUUACCUGCCGGUCUUUCCGCAUGAGGGGUCGAAUGAUGAUACCCCCACGUUUAUAUUGUGGUUCUUCGACAGCCAAGGUGGCCAUUAUACCACAAAGAAGGAAGAUGGCAAAUCAGGGGCGAGACAGAAUUGGGUAGAUGACAGUGUUAUUGAAUGGUUUCAAAAAGCCAACGCAAACAUAACAUCUACCUACGGACAAACAAUCCCAUCCCUAGCCUUCGUCCAUAUCCCAGCUCAUCCAAUGCGCGCACACCAAGUAUCUGGCGUGAGCCCAAUCAAAGAACCAGGAAUCAACGGAGAACGAGUCCAGGAACAAGGCUAUGACGCCGAGGCCGGCUACCAAUCCCAAGACUUGCCAUUUAUAAGGGCUUUGCUGAAUACCACGGGGCUAGUGGCGACUUUCAGUGGCCAUGAUCACGAUAAUGACUGGUGCUUCAAAUGGGAUAGUGAGCUAUCUGAUCUCAAUGUUACGGGGAAUGGUAUGAACAUGUGCUAUGGUCGGCAUACGGGAUAUGGAGGGUACGGGGAUUGGGCGCGUGGUGGAAGACAGAUUUUGUUAGACCAACGGUUGCUUGGGGAUGAUAUGCGGACUUGGAUCCGGAUGGAAGAUGGGUCGAUUUCAGGUGAUAUCCAUCUCAAUGCGACGUACGGCCAUGAUCGAUAUGGGUUGGCGCAGAAAAAGGUUGUCAAUGGGCAAAAUGGUGGCCUUUCUCCUGAAAACUUGAGUAUUUUUUCUUUGUGGAUAUUUGUGUUUUCUGGAGUUAUAUCUGGGUUUCACUUGUGGUAG